Thunnus maccoyii (southern bluefin tuna) is the source of this 9077-nucleotide messenger RNA. It is a transcript of the gene batf2, whose product is annotated as basic leucine zipper ATF-like transcription factor 2. Bases 5985 to 7358 code for a protein of 457 amino acids. The record is from RefSeq and is a predicted model, not a curated record. Gene Ontology annotation, biological process: regulation of transcription by RNA polymerase II. Gene Ontology annotation, cellular component: nucleus. Gene Ontology annotation, molecular function: RNA polymerase II cis-regulatory region sequence-specific DNA binding; DNA-binding transcription factor activity, RNA polymerase II-specific. Lineage: Eukaryota; Metazoa; Chordata; Actinopteri; Scombriformes; Scombridae. The transcript has 3 exons.
UGAAUACUAUAUAAUACUAUAGAAACACACACCCACACACCCACACACACACACACCCUAUGUAAACAUAAUGAAAGACCAAAAGAUUGGCUUAUCAUUUGAAUGUGCAGAGUUGUGUAAGGAUGUUCAUUUACUCUGUUAAUGUGUGCACGUACUUGAGAGAAGGAAUGUGUUUUAGGAGGCCCAGUUCUCUCUUUCUGUUCUGGCUUAGGCUCAGAUAAGGUAACAUUCUGGGUCUUGGAAUAAACAGGACAGGUUAAGGGGUCAAAGGCCACAUAUAGCUCGAGGCUCUUUCCUUCCUGUGUCUUUGGGAGACGUGGCUCUUAUCUAGCAUACAUGGGCAUGCACAUUUAUACCUCGUGGCUGUUUGCCAUUGGCUGUAAUCAUAUAAGCUCAUACAUUGACCGAUCACAGAUCAUUUCUCUGUUCCUUCUAACACUAUGGUAGAAUAGGUUUACUCUUUGUUCGGUGAGAUGAACUGAUGCAAAUCUUUGUGUGUUCUGUCUCCUUAUUGUUCGAUAACAUUUUUUAAUCAUCAACCCAGCAGUGUUUUGUGUAUUAUUUCAUGUGUGUUUAGUGUUUUCAGACAAUUUCCACAACACUUAUUUCCUAAUACUGCCUAUAUUAUAUAACCUAUCAACCUCCUUCUGAAUUCAGAUUUCCCUGACCUGUCUCAUAUUUCUUAAUGUCUCCCUCUCUGAAUUAUAGGCUAUUUACUACAAUGCAUGAUAAUGUGUUUUACAUCUUCCAGAGUGUUACACCACUGACACAGAUUUGAUUGACUGCAUGCCCGAAUCUUAAUCGUGUAAUGAUUACCUCCUCUAUGAUAACCUCCUUUAAAGUGUUUAACAUGAACUGACUGUAUAUUAUAAUAAUUUCUCCCUUUAUUGUCUGUAUGUCCUUCUGCCAGACGUUAAUUAUGGCUGUUCUAAUGAAUGAUUUUGCCUCUCUCCUAACAUAUGCUACUUUUAUCACUUUGUUGUCAUAUACUUUAAGAGCCUUCUUUGCCAGUUUAAAAUGGGUGAUUUUAACAUUAAUUGGUUAGAUAAAAAAUGCAGAAAAAAGUUAAAGGAUAUUAGUAAGAUUAGAUAUCAGAUGACUCAAUGAUUAUAAGUCCAACAAGAAUUACAAAACCCUUGCAAACCUUAUUGGAUUUAAUUUUUACAAAUAAAGUGGACUGCAUCUCAAAAACAUACAAUCUCAUUAUUUCCGGUCACAAUCUCACUUUAGUUGCUAAGAAACUAUCCAAGAUGCAAAAAUAGAAAUAUAACAGAAGGGAAAAAAUAUUUUUCAUGUAUUCUAAAGCGGGACCAGGGAAUAUUGGAAUAUGAAAUAUGGCAAACUGAGUGGAUUGAUAUAACAUAUGUUAGUGGACUUGUGAUAAUUUCAGGUCUACAUUAAAACAAACCAUAGCUAAAUAUAUGAAAACAAUGCCCCAGAGGCAGAUGGUUAGACAGUUGUCGUGGUUUAACAAUGCCUUAUGGCAAUUAAUGAAAAAGUGGGAUGCAGCUCUUAAAAUAAAUCUUGAAAAUCAAGUUUGGAAACAGAUCAAUUAAUGUACAAAAGUCUCAGAAAUACAGUUACAACACGAUUGAGGAAGCAAAUUUCUUUUUAGAUAAUAUUCGACAGGCAAAAGGGAAUUAUCAAAUGCUAUAGAGAAGUAUUGAUAAACUUAUGGGAAAAGAACAAAAAAAGAGGAAAAGAAAGUGAAAAUUUAGAACUCAAAUGAAAUUGAAAAAUAAUCUCAACUUUAUAAAAUUCUAAGGCAAGGGAUCACCACGAACUUGACACAGUCUUUCUUAGACUAGCUUUUAAAAAUACAGUUGUAACCCAAGUAUAUGAACAUGGUGACAAAAAAGAAGUAAGCAACUAUAGGACAAUUAGCAUACUUCUUCUGGUUUCAAAGGAGGUUGAAAGGGUAGUUGCAGAACAGCUGGUGUCAUAUCUUAACAAUGAUCUGCUCCACCCUAUGCAGUUCAGAUUUAGGAAUAAUUACUCGACUGAGUCUGCAUGUUGCUAUUUCGUGGAAGUAACCAAGACUAGAUUAGAUCAAGAAGGAGUGGUAGGAGCUGUGUUUCUUGACCUGCAUAAAGCAUUUGAUACAGUCAUCCAAUAUUUCUAUCAAAUUCAAAUGAAAAAUUCCAGCUAAUUGGAUUAGCUGGAUUGGAUAAGGUCUUAUUUAUCUGGUCGUUCACAAUGUGUUUGUAUAAAUAAUGAAUUGUCAUCAAUAAGUGUGCCACAAGGCUCUGUUCUUGGGCCACUGUUGUUCAGUUUAUACAUCAAUGAUCUCCCAUCUGUUUGUGAGGAUGUGAAUAUUCAGAUAUAUACUGAUGACACAGUCGUAUACACUCAUGGGAGAGAUGCUGAACAAGUGGCCACUAAGCUUUCAUUAAUGCUUCAUGAAGUUGCUAAGUGGCUGAAUGACUCGUGUCUUACCUUGAUCACAAAAAAACAGUGACAAUGUAUUUUGCUAAUAAACAAAAACUGUGUGUCCAUGCUUAGUGCUAUUGGACAAAUAAUAAAAAAUGUUAAUGAGAUUAAAUGUAAAGGUAUGAUUUUGAAAGACAUAUUAAAAAGAUGAGUAAAAAAAAUAAAAAUAACAUUGUUAAAUUUAGACAUAUUAGCAACAACAGAAGCACCAAAAACAUUUUUGCAUGCUAUGAUUUUUUCACAUCUUCAUUAUUGUAUAUCCUGCUGGACCCAGGCCAGUGAGACUGUGCUGAAACCAACUGAUAUUCUUUUUAAUCAAACUUUAAAAGUUUUUGAUAGGAAAUCAUUAAAUCAUUGUAACAUAUUGUCCAAAUACAGCCGUUUAAGUUUUGAAAAUCUCGUUCUGUUUUCAGAAAUUCGAUUGGUAUUCCAGAUAAUUCACAAUGCUGCUCCUCUACCGUUGAAGAGCUGUUUUCACUUCUGCUCUGAGCAAAUGAGCAGAACCAGAACCUCGAUCUGCUCUAAACCCUGACUUACACAUCCAACUGCAGCGGACUGCCUUUGCACAAUCUGCUUUUUCAUCUACGGCCAAUAAACAUUGAAUUAUGCUUUCAGCUGAGCUUAAAACUUGCACUGAUUUUCAUUCUUUUUCCCAUGGUGCAAAAAAAAAAAAAAAAAGGGAUAUUGAGCAACUAGUCACGCCCACAUUAGUUUCACCAUGAUUCAGAUUUUAAUUUGUAAUGAAUUGUAGUUCUAUAGUUGCACUGGAUGAAUGUGCUGGUAUUUAUAUGUUGAUUGCGUUUUUAGAUUUGUCUGUAUAAUUAUUAGUAUGUAAUGAUGUUGCAUGUAAAUGAAUGUUUUAAGUAUCUGGUGAUUGCUCUGGGUACUUUCCCAGGGACUGCAGAUAGAAAUUAGCUAAUAGCUAAAUCUGGCAUUAAUCAUCUCUUCUAAUUUUGAGAUUGUUUGUUGUGCAUGGUCCUUCUUUAAUAAAGUCUAAAAAAAAAUCUGCAUGUUCAUUACCUUUAACACCUAUAUGAGCAAGGACCCAACAAAACUGCACUUCUAAACCCAUCCUUUGUAAUCUUAAAAGCAGAAUGUGAAUUUCUAUCAUGAGAUCUUCUCUGAUCUUUGAUCUUUUGCCUUGAUGACUAACCUCUGAGAGCUGCUGCUCACUCUGAACAAAUGAUGAUUGUAAAUGAACAAAAAUGAUUGCAAUGAUUUCUGCUGAAAUUUCAAGGUGGGUCGAUUCGCCAGACGCAUUUUAAGACGUGGGUGAUAUUGGAUUUGGACACAUUUGACUGCCUUGAAAAUAUACAGAAUAUUGACCAGAAUCAGAUUUAUUGGCAAGUAAGUUUGCACAUACAAGGAAUUUGUGUUGCUAUUGUGGUGCGUGACAAUCAAAGAGUAGAAGAGAAAAAGUAUCUGUACAAAGUAAGAAAAAUACAACCUCAAAAGACAGAAGUGUUAUAAGUAUAUAAAUAGACUUUGUCAACAAAGAAGAAGUAACAAUCUAUUCUAUGUGAAGAGAGCUGUUGAGUUUAAAAAAAAAAAAGAACAAGAUGUUGACUGGGAAUGUGCAAAAGGUCACAGUAUAAACAGUAUAUCUAAUGUGCAAGUGUAAUAAUACAAAGAAUACAAAUAAUUGCGUUAAUGUAAUGCGCCAUGUUAGAUGUGACGGGUUCACAGACAUGCAAUAUAAGAUUAUAGAUCUUAUGUUAAUGUAGCGUCCAUGGGUGGGAUAGAGUCUGUGUCAGUGAGGGUCCUGGGCCUGUUUUGUUUCCACAAAUGCCACAUAAAUGGGUGAGGAUUGGAGCCUUUUUGAAAAAUACAUUUCUUAAAUCAUUUAGACAGUAAUGAAUAGACUUCAAUGGAGAAGAAAAAGCCUAUAUCAUGCAACAUAAUGAAGUAACUACAACAUGUGUUUUUUGUGAGGAAGGCAGAGACAUUUAGACAACAGGGCACUGACUUCAGAAGAAUUUCUGUUAGCUUGUCUUUCACUGUGGUCCGGAAAUGUAAAAUAAAUCAGUGUGCAAACAUUCUGCAAUGCAAAACCUCUCCGUUUUCUCCUCAUUCAUACUAAAAAGCUCAGUUGUUGUUUAGACACUGUCAGAGUGCAGUUAAAAUAAUGGAGAUUAAUCUUAUAAAGAAGCUUGAAUUAUACUCUACAGCUGUGGGAGAUCUGAGUCAUUUUUCUUAUACUGUUACUACUCAGCUUUUGAAGUAGUCAUAAGUGACUGCAAAGAAGUUCAGAAGAAUUUCUCUUAUUUCAUUCAUCUCACCUCUACACAAGUGCUCCCCCUAAGACUUCAACAAAUAACACCCCCAGCUUGAAAGAAAAUAUUGAUCUACAAGAGCAAUAUAUUUAGUCUUAAAUAUAUUAAACAUAAACCAAAAACAUUGUUUUACAAGUUAGCUAUAGAGAUAAUAGGACAUUUCAUUAGAAAAUGUUUAUGUCAGCAGGAGAUUCUGAGAUAUUGACAACAUAUGUCUGGCUGUCUGUAAGCGUGUGGGAGAAGUAUGAAGUAAUGCCCUUUUUAUACCUUGAAUUGCAUCAUUUCCUGUGGAGAACUGGUAAAUGCUGUUGGCUGCUGUGCUGGGGGCUUGGCCAUCUCAUUCCCGGCAAGGCACUUUUAGAAAUUCCCUGCACGUGAAGGAAGCACACAACCCUUCUUCCUAAUAUGGUCACCAGCCCCCAAACUAUUUCCUGUCCCAAACCGUCUUCCCAAUCCUUCCAAUGUACUGCCUUCAGGACCUUUUGGAAAUCUUAGAAUUCAUUAGUCGACCAGACAUUACCCAUCAGACAGACACUGGACAGUAAACUAAUGUAAACUUCAUGAAGGCAUGGAAAUAAAGAAAUUUACAAACAAAAAGAGCCUAGAGCUGUUUUAGAAGUUUAUUUUUUUAGGGUUUAGACUUUGUCAGAAUAAAUGUUUUAUUGAAUAAAACAUCUGUUACAUGGUAAAUGUGCAUUUGUCAUGUUCAUAUGGCUGCUUCUUAGAAAUAAACUUUUACCACAGGGUGUAUUUCUAGUAUUUUUUAAAAUAAACGGAUAAGUAAAUAAUAAUAAUAGCUAAAAAUAAUUUUACUAGUGCUCAAAUGUACCCAUACAGGAUUUGAAAAUGAAAGGAACAUUUAGCACCGCCCCCCUCCGCCACCCUUACCUUGCAAAGGGUCAGUUUAAAAUAAAAAGAAACUGAAAGCAUCCCAUCAUGUUGCAUCAUCAGAGGCUGUCUGCCAGAACCCCUGCGCUCAAAACCCAUCAGACACGCCGACUGAGCGGCCACAGAGAAACAAGUCACUAAGCAACCAUCACCAUUGGAUUGCAGCACAGAAAUAUAGCAUUACCUAUAUUUUCGGUCGUCCCGAGUCAUCCAAAAAUUAUUACAAAUUGCAGAGACGCGCGCGGGUGGUGCGCUGACUUCAGAGUUCAUAUGACAGGCGGCGGUUUUACCUGCGAACAUGCUGCACCGGUGACGACUGGCUGAAGGUUCAUCCUGCUACUGAAAAAUCAUUCAACCAACCAGUGGGUCUGCCGAGUCGAGGGGGUGCAAGAGAUGUCCCCUUUAUUCAUGGACACCGGGUACGAGCCCAACAGCCCCGGCUCGCUAUCAGCUGAGUGCAACAGCAACACUGCUGGCUCGGAGAGAGAGGGAGAGGGACAAGGGACGGAAAACAGAGGGACUAAAAGACGACAGAAGAACAGAGAAGCAGCGAGGAAGAGCCGGAAAAAACAGACAGAGAGGGCGGAUGAGCUCCAUGAGGAACUCCAGAAACUGGAGCAAUCAAACUCUGCCUUUCAAAAGGAGAUAGCUGCAUUGAAAAAAGAAGUCCUUCUCUAUACGACGGCUCUGGAUCGCCACGAGCCUUCCUGCUGCCUCAGAGCGUCCAGGUCCAGCUCAUCCAACUGCCUCUCUGUUUCCCCAUCGUCGGUUGACGCCACGCUCCCUCACAACUGCUCCAGCCCUCCCCAGAACCCUCCCCGGACUACAUGUUCCAGUUUAGCUGCUGUGCCUUUGCUCUCUACCUCCUCAACUCCCAGCCUGGGUCAUCACACCCAUGACUGCCUUGAAAACACCCGUCUCUCACCUUCACCGUCUUCCGGGUCACCGGCUGAACUCUUCACCACCUCGUCCUCCUCCACUGCAAUGGAUGUUUCUUUUUCAGUUGCCGCCCCACACUCUUUGUUUAGUGAAGAGCCUCCUUCUCUAAUUGCCUCAAGGCCAACAAAUGCUGCCCUGACGUCGCUGUGCGCCAGCCUCAUUUCAAACCCGAUUUCCCCCGCAGUUGCUCAGCCUCCAUCUGAGCAAGACAUUCAUGAACGUUCUUCAGCGUCAACGAAUGCUCUUCUCCAUAUAAACGGCCCUACUUUGCUUCCCUCCUCUCACCCAACUCCCUCUACACCUCAUUCCCCAGUACCGGAUGCCUUUCUAAUGAAAGCCUCUUUUCAAACUGCUUCAUCGAAUGCAGUGCCCCCAUACUCCCAUUUAAGACCUCCAGUGGCAGAAAACACAGGUCUAGCAGCACAAGGUUUCCCCAUGAAUGUGCCCAAGCUUCAUCCAUGUCAAUUCAGCAGAAAUCCAAAACUUUCAAGCCCACCAUGUAUUGUUUUACCAUCACCUCUUCAAGAGCCUGCUUUUCAGUCUCUUUCGGUUUCCCAGCAGGCAAACCAGAAUCCUUCCCCUGCCCGUGCUUUCGAAAUAAAGCCAAGUUACAUCCAACAAAUGACGCCUACUCCUGCGUCUCUGCUCUCCUUGCUCACUGUCCCCAGUCCUCUUAAUGUUCCUCAGCCUACCUCCAGGAGCUUUGAUGGACUUCUUGCUCAACCUCCAUCCUCGCUGCCACUGCUGGGUGAUCCCUUAAGCGAUGUCUCCCUUUCUGAGCUCCUGGAGGUCAAUGAUUGGAUCCUAAGUGGGAAUAGCAACCUUUAGCACUACACAAUGCCAACAUGCAAGGUUUUAUGAGUAUAAGCUGAAAGAUUUUUACAUCAGACAACCAGAUGUACUCAUAUAUGGAAACCUGGUAUCAGAAAAUGAACUAAGGGCCAAACACAUGUCUGGGCUACACCCUGAUGACAUCAUGAUGACAUCAUCAGGGGUUAUUUCCUCACUUGACAAAGCACCUGCAGUGCAUUGGACAUUAUAUAGGUGUUUUCACAGGAUGAGUAGGAUAAAUAAACUGACUUUUACAUGUGAAAUCAGUGGAGUUCCCCUUAAAUGAUGGCAAAAAGUGCCCUGAUAAAGUUUCAAGGAAUCCUUCCCUGUACCUGCUACAAUGUCUGACUCUUUGCUAGCCAAAACUCUGUCAAAUAAUAGAGCGAUUUGAGAGUCGAUAAUUUACAAGAAAAUGCACUGUGAAUGAAAGAAAAUCAGAAAAGGGCGCUAUCUCUUUCUUAAUCAAAAGACAAGAAACUGACUCAACAUCUGAAAUCUAUAAUUUUAGAUAGGGUGGACUGCUCACUUCCUUGUAACUUCGUGGAAAUGGCAUGAGGAGAAAUUUCAAUCUGUUCUUAGAGCCUUCCUGUGGACACAGAGCCAAUGUUUGCCACACAACUCUGGGAUGGCUGAACAGAACGGUUUAAGUAGAGGAUUUUUUUUUUUUUUUUAAUCACAUUUAAAAUAUAUAAUGAGACACACCAUCGAUUCACAUACAGUCUCAAUAUUCUGCUGCUAUUUAAGAUGACUUCCCAAUAUUUGUAUCUGGGACAAAAUUAAAGUUAGUCAAUUACUGAAUUAUUUUUUUAAUCAUAUAUAAUUAUUUAUUUUUCAACAUUAUUUUUACAAAGUAAAAUCAAUUUAUCUCGUUUUUUCUGUUCUUCAAAUCACAUAAUUGCAUAUUUUUCUAUUUACUGUAAUCAUGCUCCUAUAUGAUACAUUGUUAAUUUACAUCUUUUACCAAGCUCUGCUUUGUGCAAAAAAAUUUUUUUUUCAUAAAAUUAAAUGCAAGAGUGGAUUACCAACUGCUCUGAAGCCCAGUAUCAGUUGAUAUUUUGUAUUUUCAUAUUGCUAAAUAAACGUGUGGCCACCAACAGCCCUCUAGUGGGUUAAUGCGGCCAUGAUUUAAGUAAACUACAUCUGAGACAAGUAACAACCCUCAUUUACAGUUACUACAUGACAAAAUCCAGCCAAAUAUAUGUAUGUAUGAGAUAUUAUUGUGUUAGUUUGUAACAAUGUUGUAAAGCUUGUUGUAAAUGUUUCACCAGUCUGUAUUACAAACUAAGCUGUUGUAAGAUGUUCAUGUUGGAUUUCACUGAUCGUUGAGGGGGAAAUGGUAAAAGGAAAAGAUGACGAGAAAGAGAAAUAAUAUAUAGUUCUAUUUCUCUCCUUCUAGCUGACAAUAAGAGGACGAAGAGGCUGCUCAAACCUGUCGUACAAACAACUGCUGGGUUGUAAUUUUUUUUUAAGUUAUAGGAAAUUUAGCUGGGUUUACGCACCUUGAUUGCAUUAAAAUGACUGUUUUGGUUUUUCAAAUGAUUCUUUCUUUUUUAAUUUUGCAAGGCCACAGUCAGGAUUUAGAAAUACUGAGGUCACAUGUGUAGAUCCUGUAAUGUAUCCCACCCAGACCCACCCCAAAAUAAAAAACAACUUAACUGUCAUCAGGAGCGAUAUAGUGCAAUGUUUCUAAUGCUCACUGACCUGUUCACACACACA